Messenger RNA from Oncorhynchus masou masou (cherry salmon), 4378 nucleotides. RefSeq names its product evC complex member EVC (gene evc). The coding region runs from base 327 to 3197 and encodes 956 amino acids. Lineage: Eukaryota; Metazoa; Chordata; Actinopteri; Salmoniformes; Salmonidae. The transcript has 20 exons. The record is from RefSeq and is a predicted model, not a curated record. Gene Ontology annotation, biological process: smoothened signaling pathway. Gene Ontology annotation, cellular component: ciliary membrane; plasma membrane protein complex.
UGAAGAAAAGGACAAGCUCCACCCCGAAAUGCCUUGCGUUACAUCAAAUCUGUUCAAUUAUUGGUUGAAUAGUCCGUCUGUGAAACAUCGAAUCUGACCGCAACAAAAAUAAGUGUUUUGUUAGUUACGGUGUCAUACCUCAAGUUAUUACUUUUCCAUCACACGUUUUUUUUAAAGUAACUUUUACGGUUGUUUUCGGUAGGUUAAUGGUUUACGGUCUUUGUCCAUGACCAGUUUGAGUUGUUGUCCUGAUUCUUUCUUUCAGGCGUAGAAGAAAUGCGCAUUUUUCGUCUAUUUUCUUCCUCUGCACCCGGGAAUUAUCCAAAAUGAACGACCACGAUACGAUUAGGCAUCCCGAUUGCUCAAAUGAUGUCUUGGUUCACUUUGCAGAAUCUCUGCACAUAUUUACAGGAUUAUUGACAGUGGCCACUGUAUGUGGGUUUUUUUCAGGAAUCAUAGCUGCAGUCGUUCUGUAUGUCUUUUGCCUGAAGCCUAUGCUUCUAACUCGACAAGGCUAUGAUGCCAGAAGACUGUUUGAGGGAGACGACCAGGAUAGGGAGAACAACCACAGUGACUGUGUCAGCAACAGCAAGAAGGGUGUCCAAAGUGCCACUACCAAUGAAAAAGAAAAGAAGCAGCCACCCGUGAACAGUGAUGUGGCUGCUUUUGCAUCACGGGCAAAGGUGGUGUACCCCAUCAACCAGAAAUACAGACCCUUAGCGGAUGGAGCCUCCAACCCCUCACUGCACGAGCACUCCAAGCUGCCUGUCCUCCCCAAUGGAGAGUCCUCGUCGGGCUGUAGCGGGGAUUCACUGAGCCAGGACCAGGACAACGACGACAGCAGCCAGUUCAUCUCCUCCUCACUGGUCCCCAAGAGUCUGCAGAACGAGAGCUUCACCAGGGUGGCCCUCUACCCCCACACGCUCUCUCAAACAGGUUUUGAGGGCAGGAUCAGCCUGUAUUGUCUGGCUCUGCAGGACGUGCAGAUACACUGUUCACAGGUCCUGGAAGAGAAAUGUGUGCUCUUUCUCCAAAUUCUCAGAAUUAUACUCAGCGGUCGUUUUCCCAAGGAUAAAAAGGAUUCAGCUUUUUUCACCAGUGUUCUUCUCCUGCAAGAAAAGGAACUGGGUUUAUUAAAGAAAGAACUGUCAGCCAGCCUGUUUUCCUGUGAGAGAAACAAAGAUCUAAGUUCAGAUCCUUGUACCCUGGAGGAGAUUGAAAGAACUCAGAAAGAUCUACUGGAGCACGCGCUUCAAAUGACCAAGGGCUUUAGCAAGCAGGUGGAGGCCUUCUGCCAAAGCCUCCUGGGCAGUUCCAGUGUUCUCCCCAGAGAUGAGGCCCAGGAUGUCAUCCACACCCUUAUCCAAUGUCUCCUAUUGGUCGAAAACCAGCUAACUGAGACUCAGGCGGCAGACAUGAAGAGGACCCAGGAGAAGCUGCUGUGGUGGGAGGAGCUGAGGGGUGUGCUGCAGGCCAAGCCGGCCCUGCUCCAGCAGGAGGUGUCCCUCAGACAGGACCUGGUGGCCCAAGGCCUGGAGCAGCUGACCAGUGACGGCCACCUGACAUUCGCCACCAUGGAGAAGACCCUGGACGAGCUGCAGACUGCCCUGACCGAGGGGCUGCAGCACUGCAGCGAAGAAUGCAGGAUAAAGACCAAGGAGAUUGUGUAUGAAAAGUGCAAGAAGAUCGACUCCAAGAAAAAUAAACUCCUGAGAACUCACGCAAAGGAGAGAAGCCGUGUACUGGAUUCUGCACAGACGCACAGCGACCUACAGGAAUUUGUGAAGGUGUAUCAGGAGCUGCUUCUGAAGCAGAGGAAGCAGAGCAGUGACUUGGAGCUGCAGCAGGAUGGGAGAGUGGCAGAGGCAGUGUGUGAUCUUUGGAGGAGGCAUCAUGCCACCUGGUCCAAGAAGCUGGGAGAGCUGGCCAAAGACAUCUUCCUAUCUGCUCUCCCUGCUCAGCCCCAGUUGUCCACAAACCAAGGCCAGAGGCUAUGGCUGGAUCUAGAUGGUGACCUGGUUGCACUGCUGCAGCAGGCAGAGUCCAAUACCAAACGGCAACUGGAGGGUGUACAGGCUCAAUUGGAGCGAGAUGGACAGGUAUGGUGUGAGGAAGCGGCCCUGGUGCUGGCCUGCCUCAGACACCUAGGUGAACAGCAGCUGAAGAUCCUUAGAGGCAUGGUGGUCAGACAGAGCUACAUGCUUAACAGCCAUGUGGGGAUGUUGAUUGAGAAGAAACAGCACCUCCUACUGGUGGCGGUGCAGAGGCACUUUGUGGCCAGACACUUCUGUCUGAGGGUCUUGAAGGAGAUGAGGUUGUCCAAGCUCAAGGUGCUGUCUCAGAGUGACUUCAGGGCCCUGCUGGCUCUAGAGGACCACACCCAGACCACAGUCAGACCAACGCUCCCCAAAGCCCAGCAGCAGGAAUCCAGUGCCAGUGUUGCCGAGAGGCACCUGGGCCCGGAGACACUGCUGAUUGGCCACAGCUUCCAGCAGGAGUUCCUGUCAGAGCUGGAGACGGGAGCGGAGCUCCUUCAGGCCAACGCCCAGCAGCUGGUGGGCCACGCCCUCAGCCAGAGCCUCUGGCAGCAGAUGGACCAGGCCCCUCCCACUAGGCCCCAGCCUGACCACGGCAGGAAGAGCCAGUUGACGGAGGUAGCGUCAGAGAGUGUGUACGUGACCCGGGAUUCCCUCAGUGCUCUGGUCACCAGCUACUACUCUCAGAUCCAGGACAUCACCAAGGGCCUUCAGCAGCAACACCCUAACAAGGCCAGAGAGGAGUGUGAACGACGAGAGAGCAGCUCUCAGAUGAACAAGGACAUGCUAAAGGAGCUGGCCAACUGGGGGAGGAAGCCCAUGUCCACCGAGUUUCAUCAGAGGGUUGAACUGCAGAAGAAGAGGAUGUUGGAACAGUAUGACUUGGAGCAGGAGGUCGCAUGUGAAACUCUGAGGAGAAGGAAGUUAGCCCAGGAACAAACCAUGGAGCGAAUCAAAGGACAGUUACAGGAGGCAGAAGAGGCCUUCAUAGCUAAACUAUCUGCCUUAGCUCGGAUCCCAUUACCCGACAAAGAGCUCAACACUGAGGAUGACAUCAUAGGGGAGGAGGAGAGUCCAACAUUGAAUCCAACAUUGUGGAAGAGGCGAGAGAGGCGGGAGCAUGAAACUCUGCUCACCAAUCCAACACUUUUAUUUUCAUGACAGGGAGUGUGCACUGGGCAGUUUUGGCUGUUUUCACAUGUAAUAUAACCCUUUUUAAUCCUCUUUAUGUCCACUGAAAGCAGGCUAGUGAUUGCUUUGCAACGCUUGCAGUUAGCCACCGAUUCUUUCCAAACCCAACAUUGUGGAAUUGCGAUUUCCAACUUGUUGUGUAAAGUCCAUGUCAGAUGGCCAAUGAUCAUCGAUUCGUUUUAUCUAUAAUUUAUCUUCAUAUGACAAGGAUUGAAAAGGAUUUGCCAGUUGAUUGCAGCAUGUCUAAGGCACGUUCACACAGAUGAGCAGGGACCCUGGGCACCUUUCUUUGGUGUUUUUCAGAGUCAGUAGAAAGGCCUCGUUAGUGUCCUAAGUUUUCAUGACUGUGACCUUAAUUGCCUACUGUCUGUAAGCUGUUAGUGUCUUAUCGAACGUUCCACAGGAAAAUGUUAAUUCAUUGUUUAUGGUUCAUUGAACAAGCAUGGGAAACAGUGUUUAAACCCUUUACAAUGAAGAUCUGUGAAGUUAUUUGAAUUUUUACGAACUAUCUUUGAAAGACAGGGUCCUGAUAAAGGGACGUUUCUUUUUUUGCUGAGUUUAUAUACUAUGUGGUGUCAGAGGAAGGCCCAAAAAAUUGUCAAAGACUCCAGUCACCCAAGCCAUAGACUGUUCUCUCUGCUACCGCACGGCAAGCGGUGCCAGAGCUCCAAGUCUAGAUCCAAAUGGUCACCCGGCCUACAGUACCUACAUGUACAAAUUACCUCGACUAACCUGUACCCCUUGUGGUGGUUAAUUUAUUUACUAUCAAAUGAGGAGAGACAAACUUAUCACACAAGUCAGAGUUAUCUCCCAGAGGCCCAUCCUCAGUAGAACACACACAAUAGUUAACAGAACACUCUAUUCUGUUGAAUAAAACAACCAUUUGAUGCAAUAAAAGCAUUAUAACAUUAUCUUUCAAUUUUGCCACCAUACCCUGCACACAGACUCGGUACCGGUAUCCCCUGUAUAUAGCCCCGUUAUGGUUAUGUAAUCUUAUUGUGUUACAUUUUAUUUUUUACUUUAGUGUAUUUAGCAAAUAUUUUCUUAACUCUAGUUCUUGAACUGCUUUGAUGGUUAAGGGCUUGUAAGUAAGCAUUUUACGGCAAGGUUGUAUUCGGCAUAUGUGACAAAUAAAAUUCUAUUUGAUUUUA